AUGGGUCGUUUCUCGAAAACAUCUAUCCACACCUCAUUCAUUAACCUUUUUGUCCCUCAUGCCUUGGGAGCUGUAACCCUCCGUCACAGUCCUGAAUUCCAGUCUUGGACUCUUGACAACCAUGCCCUCGAUCAUCUAGACUCGCCGCUGGCAGGGGGCGUUCUCGGCCUCAUUCAUCACGACAGCUAG
Molecule: messenger RNA, 189 nt
Organism: Colletotrichum lupini
Lineage: Eukaryota; Fungi; Ascomycota; Sordariomycetes; Glomerellales; Glomerellaceae
Exons: 3
Coding region: 1-189 (62 amino acids)
Source: RefSeq, a predicted model, not a curated record